AUGAAGUGGUCAGUAUUCGUAGCGUUUGUCUUUUUCCUUCGUGCUCAACAGUCAGACGCAGAAAACGUAGCAUCACCAAACUCUGAGAACUCGGGCGUCUCAGUGGCUUUUUGCGAUGAUUUUGAGACGAACGGAAAAGAAUAUUUCAAAAUAACUGCGAAAACUUUGGAACCUGUUAAUGGAGAGAGCAAAUUUAGUACAAGAAUUGACCCAAGCCGUGGGAAGCAACGAUACGAUCUCCCAGUAUUGAUACCGCAAAAAGGCGUUAAGCACAUCAAGGUAUUUUCUUCCUCUGGGGAAGAUAUCUGCCUCAAAGCUGUGUCCGUAGACACCAGCAUCUUUGUUGAAUCGCCAACGAACUUCCAGACUAUCUGCAGUGCAGAAGAAAAAAACUCUUUCCCGCCCUGUAAAGAGUUUAAAUCCAAGCUGAAGCCUUUGAAGUCAGACGCAGAAAAAGUAUCAAAGUCACAGAAGUCAGGUGUCUCAGUGGUUUUUUGCGAUGAUUUUCAGUCGAACGAAAACGCAUAUUUCAAAAUAAUUGCAAAAACUUUGGAAUCUGUUGAUAAAAAAUUCUUCUUUAGUGCAAGAAUUGACCUAAGCCAUAGGAUGCAGCGAUUUGAUCUCCCGGUAUUGAUACCACAAAAAGGCGUAAAGUACAUUAAGGUAGUUUCUACCUCUGGGGAAGAUCUCUGUCUUCAAGCUGUGGCAGUAGAUACGAACAUCUAUGUUGACUUGCCAACAAACUUUAAGACUACCUGCAGCGACGAAGAGGAAACCUCAAUCCCGCCCUGUAAAGAGUUCAAAUCCAAGCUGAAGCCUCUGCGUGUUUGCCCGAACAAGAUUUCCGAGUUGCUGAUAAGAGAAAAACUCAUUGAUACCUUACCGUCCCCUGAUACCGACGCGCGCCCGUUUGAAGUGCCGAAAUACAAUGCCAUUAAUGAUUAUGCCCAGGCAGGUUACGUUAUAGCUAAAGGGAUAGCAGAUCUUAAUAGUCGGGAGGGAGUCAAGCAAUAUAUCAACCAGCUUGAGUCUGCAGUGAAACUCACCAAGGUCUUCGGCGUAGAAGGGCCGCUUACCAAGAUUAACUCGAUAUUGGGCGCGCUUGGACCCGCACUCGGUAUCUUCGGUGGACUCACCAGUAUCCUUACUACAGCUUUGACUCCCAAUCCAUUUGACAAGCUAGCCGAGUAUCUACAAGAGGAAUUCACCGCCCUACAUAACCAUCUUAACCGUAUGAAGGGGGAACUAAAGGAACUUAUCAUGAAUGAAGGCGCCAUGACUAAGAUGGCUGAUGCGGUAGCCAGCAUUCGCUAUUCUCUCAGAGAAUUCCAAGAUAUAGCAAAGUCGCUAAAGAGAAAUCCCGUAUGUGGGACUAAUGAUUUGAUACUAGAAUACAGCGUCAAAAAGUUCGUCAGCAACUACAAAAAAAGAGACACGGGACACAAGCUUCUGGAUCUCUUGGUAGAUGAGCUUGGAUCUCUGCCACUGACGCGUUCACUCCUAAAGCCAUUUAUGAAAACUUACUGCAAAACAAAACCUGACAAAGUCAAA
Porites evermanni is the source of this 1551-nucleotide messenger RNA. Lineage: Eukaryota; Metazoa; Cnidaria; Anthozoa; Scleractinia; Poritidae. The record is from the annotation of a GenBank genome assembly.